AUGUCCCGCCCUGUUUCAAAGUUUGUCGAGUGGCUUGCCAGGGCUCCUAUCCAAGAUAAAUUCGGUCUUUGCGGGCUCCUCACUCUUGUAUGCUGGAUAUCUUAUAGCCUUGGACUCCGAUUCAGCUAUUUACCACUGAGGUUACAACGCACCGUAUCCUGGAGACGCUUCUUCCGGGCGCCAACACCAGACGUGCUCCAGUCGCUGGAUAUCCCGUCAUACUCGCAAGGGGGCAUACUUGCAACCUUGGUGAUUGCCAACGUCAUUGUAAUCACCUUUCAUGCUCAGAGCUGGGCGGAUGUGCACAGGCGAGCCGGAUGCCUGGCGGUCACACACCUUGUUCCCCUCUACUCCGGGUUGAGCUUCAGUCUUCCGGCCCACAUCUACCGUGUCGAACGAGGCACGUUUCAAUGGGCCCAUCGGUGGCUAGGCCGCAUUUGCGUGCUGCAUUGCCUUCUUCAUGGGUCCAUCUUAAUCACAAUGGCUCGAAAUACCAUGUUUGGAGCUCCCCUCGUCAUUCCACUCCUGGCCGGAUGCAGUCUCAUCUCAAUCAUGCCUUGGACGCUUGCUGGAAUUCUUCGACGGUGGCCGCAACUCGGCCUCGAGGUCCAUUAUGUGCUAGCUUCGAUCGCCACCGGCGCCCUUUUCUACCAUUUGAUCGACCGAGCAUCAUCCUACCGAUGGGUUUUACUGGGUGGUAUUUGCGCUGGAUGUGCCUGGAGUGCCGUCACUUGCCUGCACAGCAUGUGGGUCCAUAGGUCGUGGCGUAUCACCGCUCGAAAAGCCCUCGCGCGGUCUUCCAACCGGCUGUUAUGGCUUGAUAUCGUGGUUCCAGUAGAGUGGGUGGCUCGACCGGGGCAGUAUGUGCAGCUCUGGAUGCCACGCUUGGGAGUCAGAUCCUGCUUGCAGCUUCCUGCAUUUCACGUGGCUUCGGUGGCUACAGUGCAAAACCCCCCAGAAGCACCAACUCGUCUGCUACACAUAGUGACCCGACCUGGGCAGGGUGUGACUGGUAGGAUCGCGCAAGCUGCGGAUCGUGCACACUCCACAGUUCAUUUUCCAGUGUGCGUGCUGGGUCCUUACGGGCACCCACCUUACCUGGGACAGUACGGGACCGUCGUGUUUGUACUUGAAGACAUUGGACUCUUCCGUGCGUUGCCGUUCAUACGACACCUCGUUGAAGAAAGCCGAAGCCGGAAGAAUACGGUGCGACGGCUACAAGUUCUGUGGCAAGUUAAGCUGCAAAACUUCAACCAUCCCCAUUGGGUAGGGAACGAAAUAUCGCAAAUCCUCGAGCUUGACCGUAUGUUUGACCGAGACGAUUGUCCCGAGCAUAAACAUCGAGAUGACCGGGGAUUUGAUAUCCUGCAAUUCACCACGCAUAUUCUAGGCACUCAGCCCGCGGACCAGAUUCGUUACCGCAACCGAACGCGCUUGAAGUACCGUUUCCAUCCCAUUGACAUCACAAAGGAGCUAGCACGUUUCAUGGACGGUAGAGGCGGAAAAACUGCGAUUUCUGUAUGCGCAAGCAACCCGUUACGCGCAGCAGUUCGCCGUGUCGUUCAUCCCAGAAUGACGGGUACUGUUCGGUUAAUUGACCUGGACCUUGAACCCUCUGGCAACUGGUGGACUGGCGAUGACCCUUUCGACCAUGUAAAAUCCGACAGGAUGACAGCCUCGGAGCGAGCAGAAUCUUGCAGUGCUGGUACAAGUUUUGAGCCCACUUGGACGCCGGCCCCCGUUCCUGUUGCACAUACGGUCUCUGAACAGUCCGCGCGGCUCUCAGGAGAAACAUUGGUCGAUAUCAGACAAUCCUGGCAAGGCGAUGGGUCGGCGGUUGGAGGCCAGAGUGCCAAUCACAAAAAGUGGGUUCGGCAGAAAAUCAUGGAGGGUGUGCAUGGCCUCAGGCGGUGA
Molecule: messenger RNA, 1914 nt
Organism: Penicillium nucicola
Lineage: Eukaryota; Fungi; Ascomycota; Eurotiomycetes; Eurotiales; Aspergillaceae
Product: NADPH oxidase family protein
Exons: 5
Coding region: 1-1914 (637 amino acids)
Biological process (GO): intracellular iron ion homeostasis; copper ion import; iron ion transport
Cellular component (GO): plasma membrane
Molecular function (GO): ferric-chelate reductase activity
Source: RefSeq, a predicted model, not a curated record